This is a messenger RNA of Cuculus canorus (common cuckoo), 1760 nucleotides long. It is a transcript of the gene CALHM5, whose product is annotated as calcium homeostasis modulator family member 5. Bases 115 to 1044 code for a protein of 309 amino acids. Gene Ontology annotation, molecular function: monoatomic cation channel activity. Lineage: Eukaryota; Metazoa; Chordata; Aves; Cuculiformes; Cuculidae. The transcript has 2 exons. The record is from RefSeq and is a predicted model, not a curated record.
CACAGGCAGGCAGGACAGCAGCAGGCUGCUCUUCCUCUGGAGCGCUCUCCCCUGCUACACCAAUACAGACUGCUACAACUGUCUUGAUUUUUACCUCUUUAGUGAGUAUCAAACAUGGAUGCUUUCCAAAGAAUCCUGAAGUUCUUUAUGAACCAGAAAACUGCUAUAGGUUACAGUUUUAUGGCGCUGCUGACAAUGGGAGGUGAACGUGUGUUUUCUUUUGUUGCUUUCAGAUGCCCCUGCAGCAAUGAAAACUUCAGAUACGGUUUGGCGUUUCUCUUCUCCCCAGCUUUUGUUUUGCUAAUUAUUGGAUAUUUUGUGAACAGCAAGACCUGGAAACUAUUUACAGGCUGCUGGGUGAAUCCCAGAAAAAUAUUCCCCAGAGGGAAUACCUGCCACUUCUUUUACGUCUUUGGACAAAUUACUCUGAAUGCUCUGGUAGCCCCAGUGAUGUGGCUUUCCGUGGCUUUGCUCAACGGGACUUUUUACGAAUGUGCCAUGAGUGGCUUGAAAAAUCCUGCCUACUUACAUGCAGUUUGCUACAGCAAAUCUGAAAAGUGCUUUGAAGAGCUACACAAGGUAGCCUGUGACAAAAGCUCCAUGCCCCUUUCAGAGAGUGACGAACUGAAACGAACUCUUCAAGCACAGUCCCAGAUUUUAGGCUGGUGUGUGAUAGUUACUACAGCUCUUCUCUCCCUGCUAACCACUUGCUGUGCUAGCUGCCAGUCAAAAGUCAGCCACCUCCAGCUGAUGUUCUGGAGGGUGUACACGGAGAAGGAAAAGGAGCAAAUGGAGCAGAUUUUCCAGCUGUAUGCUACCAAGCUGAGUGAGCGAAACCUGAAGUGCUUUUUUGAGAACAAGGAACCAGAAGCGAUUCCCCUGCCAGCUUUCCAGGCAUGGGAAGAUGCUUCCCAGCUCUACUCCUUCAGCAGCAGCAAACAGCAUUAUAGCACAAUUCACAAGCUAGUUGAAGAGGGCCAAAAAGAAAUCAAGGAGGAAAGAGAGACAACGCUGGACUUUGUAGACAGAAGAGAAGUACCAUAGAUCAAAUACAUUUCCAGCUUUUUAAUAUUUUGCUAUUAUAGCAUACUUUUAGCUUGUUUCAUCUCUAUAUUUUUUCACAACAGCCUCUUUCUUACUUAUCACAUUCCCUUCCAGUUAUAAACUUGCUCCAAAAGGAUGGAAUGAAAUUAUUUCCCUACAAUGAGUGAAAAGGCUGCUGUCCUUCAAGGCACCUAGGGUUCAUGCUUUACUAUGGUUGCUGCCUCCAGAUCAAGACUUGACAGCAAAAAGAAAUCAAUAAUGACUUCUACAAGAAGAUUUUAACAAUAUCCUAAGUAAAAGCUACCACAGUAUUCUUGUCCUAUGUAAAUCAAAAGGCUAUCAUAAAGUAACAUCAUUUAAAAGGUGUGAAUAUAAUAAUACACAUUGUGUGUGGUUUUAAGGUUUUGCUUCCAGAUCAUUCCCAGAUCAUUUGCAGGUGCAGGUUUGUUUGGAAGCAUCAGUGGUCACCCAAGGCACCUCAGCAUCUUUGGACUCCUGUUGCACCUAGAACACCAUAGAUGGUCACAGUAAUCAGCCCUGGUCUUCUAGUCCCUGAGACAUCUGCAUGGGAUGUGUGGCAGUGACCACUAUUGAGGGUGAGGUGUCAGGUAAUUUUUUAGACAAACCUUACAGCCAAAUUGUAGGGUAGCAUUACCAAAUGGUUUGGUAUUUUUGCGUUUUUGAUAAAAAAUAACAUGAUUUGAAACAAAUCAGUU